Messenger RNA from Ipomoea nil (Japanese morning glory), 960 nucleotides. RefSeq lists its product as uncharacterized. NCBI's taxonomy places the organism in Eukaryota, Viridiplantae, Streptophyta, Magnoliopsida, Solanales, Convolvulaceae. Gene Ontology annotation, molecular function: zinc ion binding; nucleic acid binding. The record is from RefSeq and is a predicted model, not a curated record. Bases 1 to 960 code for a protein of 319 amino acids. The transcript has 2 exons.
AUGGCACCACCUCGUCAAUGCGCACGCACGCCAGAGACUCCAAUGAAUGAACAGCUAGACCAGAAUCUACAACACCUCACGCAGACCAUGCAGACCCUCAGUGAAGCGUUGUUGCACAACAACCAUCCUGUUCCACCACCACUGCUUGCCGGGUAUAGAGAUGUUGGACGCCUUGUAUCGAGCCAUAGACCACCGAUGUUCGCCGGUGAGGAAGACCCUGUCGUGCUCGAGGAGUGGGUGAGAACCUUUAACAAGACCUUCUCGGUCGUUGGGUGCCCCGAGGAGCGCCGAGUGGAGCUAGCAUCAUUCUACUUCAGUCAUGAAGCAGACUUGUGGUGGGUGCAUAAGGGACUCACUUAUCUUGAGGAGCCCGACUUCGACUGGACGACUUUGAAGGACCGGAUGCGAGAGCGGUUCUACCCGGCACAUGUUCGAGCUGCUAUGUAUGAGGAUUUUCUGUACCUCCAGCAGGGUUCAUCGACGCUGGUUGAGUACCACAAGAGGUUUCUGGAGCUAGCUCGCUUCGCUAGGAUACUUGUCCCCAUCAAGCUCGCGAAAGUUGAGAAGUUCGUAGCCGGUUUGAACUACGAGGCUCGUAAGGCUUUGACGCUUGCUAGGAAGAGGAACGAAAGUGGAGGAUCAUCCAACUUCAAGAAACCAAGACCGGAUUUCCAAGCCAAGACCACAUCUUCCCCACCUCAAGGAUCAAACCGAGUAGGGUCCGGUGAUCAAGCUAAGAGGUUUGCAUGCAGAACCUGUGGAAAGGAGCAUGUGGGAAAGGACUGCCAAGGGAAUGCCUUGCGAUGCUACAGAUGUGGAGAUAGAGGACACAAGGUUGCCGUAUGCCCUCAACAAGCGAACCAAAAGGCGUUGCCACCUAGUUCGGGACCCGGUGGAGUCUUGAGAGGAAGCUCGAGUAGAGGAGCAGCUGGACUAGACCUUCGGGUCGUGUGUUUGUGA